Molecule: messenger RNA, 592 nt
Organism: Nicotiana tabacum (common tobacco)
Lineage: Eukaryota; Viridiplantae; Streptophyta; Magnoliopsida; Solanales; Solanaceae
Source: RefSeq, a predicted model, not a curated record
AGAGUUUUGCUUGUUUUCUUGUUAAUCAGCUGAAGUGAUGAGGUCAUUGAACAUACCCCGAGGAGUAAAACGUGUUCUUUUUCGAACAUUAAACACCGACAGGAGGUUGAUGUACAAGAAAGAAUUUGAUUCCUCCUAUACAGCAUUCACCUCAGAUGGAGCAGAGUAUCUGGUCCAGAAUACCGACAUCAAACUGGUCGGUGUUGAUUACUUGUCUGUUGCAAUUAAUCCCAAGGAUCAGCUCGUUAAAGUUCAUCAACUACUUUUUGCUCCUAAAGAUAUAAUUCCGGUGGAAGGCCUCAAGCUUGAUGAUGCUGUCCCAGGAGUUUACACAAUUCACUGCCUACCUCUGAGGCUGAAUCAUGGAGAUGGUUCACCUGCCAGGUGCAUCCUCUUCCGGUAAUCAUGUCAAGGCAGUUAAUACUUUUCAUGGGAAAACAGAAAAUUGUCAAAAUUUCAACCAGUUUCGUUAACUAAGAAUGUCCAAGAAAUUGUUAUGAGACUUAGAUGUAUUUAUGUACUAGCUUCCUUUAGCUUAUCAUUUACAAAUAGUAUUCUGUAUAAGCUUUGCAUGAGUUCAUUUUAAACAUCA